Molecule: messenger RNA, 9315 nt
Organism: Xiphias gladius (swordfish)
Lineage: Eukaryota; Metazoa; Chordata; Actinopteri; Istiophoriformes; Xiphiidae
Gene: pclob
Product: piccolo presynaptic cytomatrix protein b
Exons: 27
Coding region: 1-9315 (3104 amino acids)
Biological process (GO): presynaptic active zone assembly; protein localization to synapse
Cellular component (GO): membrane; GABA-ergic synapse; glutamatergic synapse
Molecular function (GO): protein binding; structural constituent of presynaptic active zone
Source: RefSeq, a predicted model, not a curated record
AUGAAUGAGAGCAGUGAAAGUGAGCUCACACCCUCACCCUCACCUAAAGUCCAGAGGAGGAGGUUGAAGCUUUCAAAUAUUUCAUCCAGCAGUGACGACAUCAAAACUGAAAGCACUGACUCUGUUGAAGAUGAAGAGUUCAUCCGCAAGCAGAUAAUGGGUAUGGGUGAUGAAGAAGAAAUGUCUCUUUCAGAAGAUGAGAAAGAAAAGAAUUUGGCAAAUGAGGAACCCACCAAGGAGGCUCAGCUUGAUAAUGCUUUGAUGACAUUCAAAUCACUGUCUACAAAAGAUAGCACAGAUAAUGAAGAUAGCCCAGCCAGGAAAAAAACCCUCCCAAAAACUGGCACUGCAACUGCUCAAGAUGCUCCCGAAACAAUGCCCAGCACUACUUUCAGGAAAGCCAUUCCAGUCAUGAGACAGAGACAAAGCACUGAUGAAGAAGUAGAGAGCAUCACAGAAUCCCUGUCAAAGGGAUCAUCUAGUGUUCAGGCUUCUAGCUUUACUCCAGGAUCUUCACCUACGUCAGCCUCAUCUCUGGAGGAAGACAGUGAUAGCAGCCCCAGUCACAGGAAAGUCAGUGGGGACAAACAGCAUCGCAAAGGCAAGCACAGGCAGCCAACCCAGCCUCUCCCAACUAUUGAAGACUCCUCUGAGGAAGAGAAGAUGAGGGAGGAGGAGAAGUCUAAGAAAGACAAAGCUCAACUUAGGGCCCAUAGCCAAUCACUGUCUCCAACUGAAGAAGCUUCCUCCACAGAGGAUCUGAGACAGGUCACCACAGUGGAUGAAACAAAUAGAACAUCUGGCUCUGAGUACUCUGCCAGUAUAGAAUCAGAAGCAGAGACUAGGCGAGCUGUGCAGAGAGGACGUAAGCCUUCACCAACGGUGAUACCAUACACUCCUACUGAUCCAUUUAAAGAGAAGGAUACUGUGACAAAAUCAUUGAAGAGUGCCGAAGAAGCAUAUGAGGAAAUUAUUCAGAAGACAAAAGCUAUUCCAGGGGAGAGUCCUCCUGAUAUUGAGCCGCUCUAUGGAGGAAUGGCAAUCGAAGACUAUCUUUACGAAUCCUUGGUUGAGGAGCCUGAAAUUAAGAUGAGUGAAUCUCAAGAGGAAAAACCCAAACAGGAUACUGGCUAUGAAUCUCUCAAAAAACUCAGGUCACCAGAAGAGGUUUAUGAGGAGAUGAUGCAGAAAAAGCAAGAACUGAUGAUGAUAGAGAAAGAGUUUCAGCAGGCCCAGACUGCCAUGGAAUCUUCCUCACCAGGGGCCUCAGUCAUUGGGCCUCCGUCAAUUGCUGAGACCUGUGUGGUAACCAUACCCACAGAAGAGACAAUCCUCACUGGACAAAAUGAUAUGCAUCUUACAGGCACUGAAACUCCCAGUGAAACGCCUGUAAAGAAAAAGAAACGGCCAGCUCCACCACGCCCGUCUGAACCCCCUAAGCGCCCUGAGGUGACUGUUGUUCCCAGUACCCCUAGUGGUUCUAUAGGUUUUGUUAGGCCUAUGGUUCCUCAAGAUCCUGCACUCAGAAAAGCAUUGUUCCCCAUACCAGACCUCAAGAUUACCCAGUGUUCAUCUGGGGAGGAAGAGGAUGACAGUUUUGCAGAUGAGUAUGGUGUUGGUAUUUCUUCUGACAUUACCCCCAGUGAUGACUCCGAGACUAAAGAUGAUCCAUCCAUAAGCCCAUCUUUGUCUGAAAUUGCUGAAAUGGAGCCUAUCUGCUCAAACACCUCUUUCAUCAGAUUCAACCCCACUGUCUACACCAACACCUCCAACUUCAUUUAUAUCCGAAUCACCUCCAGAGGUCUUGCCACUAUUGCCUGCCACAAAUGCAACAAGUAUGAAAUGCCAACACAGGUGGUUACAACUGAGACCUUUGCUGCCACCAGGAGAGAGUCCAUAACCAUGCAGCAACCAUUACCAUUGGCACAGGUUGUAAAUAUGCCAGCCGAAAAAGAUCUUCCAAUUGAUGGUUAUGGUGUUCAGGUCCCCUACAGGAGAGGUUCUAUUCCUUCAACUGAACAACAACCACUGAUGGCAACUUAUUCAUCGGAAUAUGAUCAGCCUCUGGAAGUAAUAUCCACUGAGGCAUACACCAGGAGAACCUCGAUGCCCACUGCAGAGAACAUUCCACAGGGUGUGUCUGUGGCUCCAGUCACCAUCACUAAAAUCCAGCAAGAGUCUAUUGAGAGCCAAGAGAUUCGGGGACCAGAAAAGGUGGUUUCCAGUAUGAGUCACAUGUAUUCUUCUUCAAUUUCCACCUCGGGUCAACCCCCUGAAAGCCUGCCUAGCCUGGUGACUCAGGUGGUCACCACUGAGGUCCAGAGGACCACUGUUUCUGUUGUCCAUGAAAGACUUCCACAGGUCCCUCCACCCAGUGUAGCAAUCACUAUACAACCAGACGUAUCUAAAGUCCAAACUCUGCCAAAACAAAAUGGGAAGAUAAUAUAUCCUGGUGAUGUUAUCGAUUUACGUACUAUGAAGGUUGGCGUAAGGAUGACUGAACAAGGUAUGGACCUGACACCACCUGAGUCAUGUCGACAGUCUUUUUCAAGUGACUCUAGUGGACGUCAAAUCACAGCUGUGCAGCCUGAGAUAGUUAAUCUUAGUGCAGAGAUCACCCCUGCAACCACACUGUCUGUUGUCACUGAUAGUAUCACGAUAGUCACAUGCACAGCCACCAUUGCUUCAUAUAACAACGCUCCAGCAGAGAAACCACUUGAUUUGCAAGGCCCUGUUACGUCAUUACCUUUGCCUCUUACCACAUGCAAACCAUUCGAACCACUAGCACAGAUCGUUUACAGACCUGUAAACUCUCAGCCCGUAGUCAGUGCUGUAACGUCCACAGCUCAGGACAUACCCAUUAAUCUUUCCUUUGGAGCUCUCGUCUCCUCGGGAGUUAAACAGCCAAUGACUUCGACCCCAGGAGCUAUCAGCAACGGAGGUCCUGUACUUUCUCUAGAAGCCACAGGGGCCAUGGAUCUGUCAAACUACAGACCAGUGAGAGCUAUGGUAGCUUUGUCUGGCUCAAGCCCAGGAGUGGUGACCACUUUCGUAGAGGAUGAUGGGACUCCAGUCGACCUUACAGCUGGUAGGAGGAGUGUAUGCUGUGAUGUCAUUUACAAGCUACCAUUUACAGGAAGCUGCAGAACACAGCCCCCGGUUACAACCCAGCCUGACAACCGUUUUGGCUACAGAGAUGACCACUACAAAUACGAUAAUGCUGGAAUUUAUGGUAUCAAGGGCAUGAAUAGUAUAAAAGCAUCAAUGUCUGAGACCAACCUGACAGAGGCAGGACUUUUCUCCUAUGAUCCCAAGAAUGAUUAUGACUAUCUCAGUGGAUCUUCAGAUGUCGCUAUAGACCUCACUGCUGCCAAACUUUCUGCUGGUAAAGCUCUAGACUACACUAGCAAAGCUACUGGAGUCUACCCUGGGAUGACUACUGCUGCAUACUCCCAGGUCCCUGUGACUGGAUUUGGUGUAAAUAGUGUUCUAAGAACCUCAGAUGGAAUAGUUUACUCCUCUGUUGCUGCCCCAGUUCCAUCAACUUAUGCAAUUACAACUCAGCCAGGCUCCAUCUUUAGCACUACCUUAACACCUACAUCAACAAUCCAGAACCAGUCAUUGCCACAUCCAUAUGGCUUCAUUCCCACUGCAGACCCAGGACAGAUAGUUUCUUUUGACACAGGGCUACCUAAGGAGCUUCUACCCACAGCUUUGGCUGACAUCAUAACAGGCUAUCCGGACAUGUACUCAGACACCACUCUGGAAGCAAUAGCUGCCUCUCUGGAUGCCUUGGCUUCUUCCCCAAUAUUCCCUGGUUUAGACAACACCAAGAUGGCCCAGUAUCAGAUGGAGAGGGAGUUUCUAGAGUUAGAGAAGCUUAAGCAGCUAUGUCUCGCUGAGGAGCUGGAGUGGGAGAGGCAGGAGAUUCAGCGUUACCGUGAACAGGAGCAGCUUAUGGUCCAAAGGGAACUUGAGGAGCUUCAGGCUCUGAAACAGCAGCUUCUCCUGCAGCAAGAGGAGGAGCACCAUGCCCACAUGGUGGCCCAGCAGGAGACCUAUGCCCAACAAAAAGAGCAGCUGCAGCAAAUUCAACAACUCCAACUGCAACUCCAGCGCCAGCUAGAUGAGCACUAUGGUAACACUGGUACCACAGGAAACCUCCUAGAUGCUAAAUAUGCAGGAGUAGGGGACAGCGGCCAUCAGGACCAGGUUAGUUUAGUAAUGAAACUUCAAGCUGAUCAGGAUUCAGGGAAAAAAAUAAUUGAUAGUGGAGUGCAGACAGAUGAUGAAGACUCAGCAGAGAAGCAGCAUGUAGGUAGGAGAAAGAAGAAUAAGAGAAAUGUUGAUAGCUCAGCUCAGACUGAUGAUGAAGACCAAGAUGAAUGGGAUGCUCCCACAAAAGCUCGACGACGCUCUCGAAAACAUAGCAGUGAUGGCAAACAUGGCUCCAAGGUCUCUAGCAUUGCUAUCCAGACAGUGGCGGAGAUAUCUGUCCAGACUGACCACUCUGGAACGAUCAAACGACCCAAUGUCCAGAUGGACACUAAGGUGGAAAUCAUCAAGCAUAUCUCAGCUCCAGAGAACUCUCAGAGAGGUGGAAGUUUGAGCUGUCAGACAGAAUCAGAUAGAAGGCACACACCUAUUGAGGUGGGCUACAGCACACACCAAACAGCAGAUGUCUCAAAGUCUAAAGUCUUCUGUACUCCAGUCUCCCCGCUAUCCCCAGAAAAGUCACUUGGAGGGCAGAGAAUGCUGACAGCUGACCCAAGCAGAUUUUCCUCUAGCCCUCGGAUAUUAAAGGCUGGUCAGAAGUCUCUAUCUGAUCCUAAAUCCCUUAGUCCUACCAAAGAAGACAGGAUUGGUGGAUACUACGCAGACAGCUAUUCUGGCCGAGGCUCUCCCUCUGGCACAGGUAAGAAGGUAAAACGGACACUACCAGACCCCCCUCCUGAGGAUGAAUCUCUGACAGGACGGUCAGGCUACAGCACCAACUCUGCUCGUCGCCGUCUUGCCCGCAGUACAACAAUGGCUCGGGCAAAGAUCCUGCAGGACAUUGACAAGGAGCUUGAUCUGGUGGAGAGAGAAUCUUCUAAACUUCGCAAGAAACAGGCUGAGCUAGACGAAGAGGAAAAAGAGAUUGACGCCAAGCUACGGUACCUCGAAAUGGGUAUCAAUCGGCGUAAGGAGGCCUUGCUGAAGGAGAGAGAGAAGAGAGAGAGGGCCUAUCUCCAGGGGGUGGCAGAGGAAAGAGAUUACAUGUCAGACAGUGAGGUUAGCAACAUCAGAGAGGCUAGAGGUGAUGGCCUGGAGAGACCAAGGACGGCUCCCCAAUCAGAGUUUGACCAGUUCAUCCCCCCACAGACAGAAGCUGAUUCCCAGUACAACACACUGACUAGUCCCUACUCUCACUAUGCCCAGUAUGUUCCCCAGACUCAAACCACCAGCCACUAUACCCAACCGAACCUAUAUCAGCAGCAGUCCCUUUACCACCAACAGGUUUCCCCUUACCCAACUCUAUCCCUCUCCCAUGCCCAGGCUCAGCCUAGCAGCUACCAACAUGCUCUGCUCUUGCAGCAGGGAAAGCAGCGACAAACCACCCUGUCUGAUUUAGAGCCUAAGAUCACCACCAACUAUGAAGUGAUACGUAGCCAGCCUCUGCUCAUUGUACCAACCUCCACAGAAAGUGGCUAUGGAGUGACUCACAUGGGGAGCAAGUAUGGCAACUUGGAUUUGAGGCUAGGUCUAGAGGAGAGGAGCAUGGCCUCUAGUCCCAUGUCUAGUAUUUCUGCUGAUUCUUUCUAUGCCGAUAUUGACCACCACAAUGCCAGGAACUACGUGCUGAUAGAGGAUAUAGGGGAGCUCACCAAGGCCUCAACAGGGCUGAGCAACACUGGCUUGAGUACUGGAUUCAACUUGCCUGAUAAGGAGUUGUCCAAGGCGGACAGACUGCUCAGGGCAGCAGAAGUCAGGCGCACAGUGGCAGAUUUUUUAGGCUCAUCUCGGCUUCAAGGUUAUGGUAAAGGAGAAGACGACACUAUGGAGGAGCCUUAUGAGCUAAAACUUCUGAAGCAGCAGAUCAAACAGGAGUUCAGGCGAGGAACUGAGGGGCUAGAACACUUAACAGGUCUGGGCCUACCCCAGUAUCUCCCCAGUGACAGCAGUUUUCGCCACUUUCCUAAAGGAGAGAAAUACAGCAUUGGCAGGCUCACCCUUGAAAAACAGGCUGCAAAGCAACUCCCAGCAGCUGUACUUUACCAAAAACAGAUGAAAAACAAAAAGGCUCUAAUAGACCCUAAAACCAUCACUAAAUUUUCUCCAAUUCAGGAGAGUAGGGACCUGGAGCCUGACUUUGGCAGCUACAUGGGAUCUGGGGCCUCCUCUGUGACCAAUCUGGCUGCUAGGGCUAGGUUACUUCAGGAUGAGAUUACAUUUGGGCUAAGAAAGAACUUGUCUGAGCAGCAGAAAUAUUUGGGCUCCUCCCUGGGGGCCAAUCUAGCAGGUUCUCUUAAUCUUGGGCAGUCCCUUGGAUUGGGAUCCACUAUCAGGGCCACUGCCCAGGAAGAUGGCACCUACCCAAGUGGCACUCGUUCCCGACCUUCAUCACGCCCCUCCUCACGCCCCUCUUCUGUCUAUGGCUUGGAUCUAUCUAUCAAACGGGAUCUAUCCAACUCCUCUCUCAGACUUAAAACAGAGGGAGAGGUCCUAGAUGCAGCAUUUGCCCCCGGGGUGGCCAGAGCUAAACCCACCAGCUUACCCAUCAGCCAAAGCCGGGGCCGUAUCCCCAUUGUGGCUCAGAACUCUGAGGAAGAGAGCCCUCUGAGCCCAGUGGGGCAGCCUAUGGGCAUGGCUAGAGCCUCAGCUGGACCUCUCCCUCCCAUCUCUGCUGACUCCAGGGACCAAUUUGGGUCUAGCCAUUCCCUGCCAGAGGUACAGCAACAUAUGAGGGAGGAAUCUCGGACGCGCGGCUAUGAUCGAGACAUUGCAUUCAUCAUGGAUGACAUGCAAGGUGCCAUGUCUGACAGCGAAGCACUAAGUGAGUCCAUGCUGGCUUUGAACAGAGAUGAUGCCAGAAUCUUUCAUGAAAGUAUCAGACACGCCUACCACCUGAGGAGAGAAGACACAGAUUGGUUUGAUAAGCCAAGAGAAGGACAUCCGCAGAGUGGAAACAUGUCAGACAGGAGACAAAUGAAACUGGUCCCUUAUGCCUUCCCUCACACUCGCAUCAAACUUAAGAGAGACCUGAAGGACACCAGUGUGUCAGGAAAUGGACUUGGAAUCCGUGUAGUAGGUGGGAAGGACAUUCCGGGGAGCAGAGGAGAGAUUGGAGCCUACAUCGCCAAGGUUAUCCCUGGUGGCGUGGCAGAACAAACAGGAAAGGUUGUAGAGGGAAUGCAGGUGUUGGAGUGGAAUGGAGUCCCUCUGACAGGAAAAACUUAUGAAGAAGUGCAGUGCAUCAUGGGCCAGCCAUGUGCAGAGGCGGAGCUCUGCGUGAGACUCGACCUUAAUAUGCUGUCUGACCCUGAGCACCCACAAGCCCUGGAGCACCAUGUCCAGCUUAAGGCUGGUGGGCAGCGCUCCCCUGGUGUGGAUCCUAAGCAGUUGGCUGCAGAACUGCAGAAGGUGUCCCAGCAGCAGGCUCCUGGUAUGGCUGGGACAGGGGUUGGGCCAGGGGGUUUGGGGGUCCUCUCUGCAUUGGAGCGCUCUGCCCUCCUCCACUCGGGGACUGGAUCAGCUGCCUCCAGUGGUGUGCCAAGCCCUGGCCAGCCUGCAUCCCCUGCCAUAAACAAAAAACAGCGACACAAGCCAGUAGAGGUGAUGAAGAUGCCUCAUCCCAUCACAGGAGAAAUUCAGCUCCAGAUCAACUAUGAUAGGAACCUAGGAAACCUGAUCGUCCACGUCCUGCAGGCUAGAAACCUAGCCCCUAGGGACAACGACAGCUACUCUGACCCUUUUGUCAAGGUCUACCUCUUACCAGGGAGAGGCCAAGUCAUGGUUGUCCAGAAUGCAAGUGCUGAUAACAAGAGAAGGACCAAGUAUGCCCAGAAGACCAUGAACCCAGAAUGGAACCAGACUGUCAUCUACAAGAACAUUCAUUUGGAGCAGUUAAAGAAAAAGACGCUGGAAGUGACAGUAUGGGACUAUGACAGAUCCUCCUCCAAUGACUUCCUUGGAGAAGUGUUGAUUGACUUGUCGAACACUGCCCAGCUGGACAACACUCCUCGCUGGCUGCCUCUGAAGGAGCAGAGUGAGAGUAUUGAGCACAGCAGAGCCCACCAUGCUACUCAAGGCCCACCAGGGUCCGGGUCAGGUCAGGGUCACGGUCAGGGCCACGGCCAAGGCCAGGGCCAUAUGUCAGGGCCUGGGAUGGGGCCUGGGCAUGGUAUGGGAAUGGGUCAAGCGCCAGGACAGGGAGAUGGGAGUCAUGAUUCACCUAAAAACUCUGUAAUCAAGAGCAGAAGUCAUGGAAUCUUCCCUGAUCCAGCCAAAGACAUGCAGAUGAUGCCUUUGGAAAAGUCCCACAGCAGCCCAGGCAGCUCCAAGUCUUCCUCUGACGGCCAACUUCGCUCCCAUGGCCCUUCCCGAAGCCAGAGCAAGAGCAGUGUCACUCAGGCCCACCUCGAGGAUGCUGGGAUAGCCAUUGCUGCUGCCGAGGCUGCUGUGCAACAGUCCCGCCUGCAACCAAGACCAGGACACCGGCUGGGUGAUGUCUCAGGGUCAGUGGUGCUGUCUGCCCCAAGUCUUGUGGGAGAUGCCUAUGGAGGUCUAGAUGGGGAAGAGGGAGUGGGCACUGGAGUGGACAGUGCCAUUUUUCAAGUGCCACACAUUGGUAAGACUAUUCCUAACGGCACCGACAAAAACCAACUAGGGACCCCAGAAAAUGAAGCUGGUAAAACACAAGUAAUGGGGGAAAUCAAGGUCGCUCUCAAGAAGGAGGUGAAGACAGAAGGGGACCAACUGGUCUUGGAGAUCCUUCAAUGCAGAAACAUCACUUACAAGUUCAAAAGUCCAGACCACCUACCAGACCUGUAUGUGAAGUUGUAUGUGGUGAAUGUGGCCACUCAGAAAAGGAUCAUCAAGAAGAAGACCAGAGUUUGUCGCCAUGACAGGGAGCCUUCUUUCAAUGAGACCUUCAGAUUCCCUCUCAACCCAACUGGACAUGCCAUACAGCUUUUCUUGGUGUCUAAUGGGGGGAAGUUCAUGAAGAAGACUCUGAUAGGGGAAGCCUACAUCUGGCUGGACAAGGUGGACAUGAGGAAGCGAGUCGUCAGCUGGCACAAGCUGUUCGUCAGCUCCACUCAGACCAACCCCUGA